AUGCCAGCGCCACCUGCUUACAUUGUGGAUGGCAGCUUUGGUGCCCAGCAGGAGGGCUGGACGGACGGACUCACAGACAACAUGUUUCGGCGAGUUUGUUUGGAAACCUGCGGCCGCCCAGCCAGAGAGAGGAAAAACUUUGGGAGAGAGGGGUGAGACAAACAGAAACAAGAGAGAGAAAAAGGGGGGCUUGAUUUUUCAGGAGUCUCACUCGGGCUCAGUGUCUGAGUGGUGAGACGUGCGACAAACAGUGACCUGAAAUGAUUGGCAAGUCUGUUAUAGGCUGACAAAAAUCCAAGUGCGAAGAUUUUCUGUGGGGAACGGCUGUGGCAAUAAGCCAUUUUAACACGAAAUUCAUCAUAUAUUCAAACAGCAAUAUCCAACUCAAACCAACAUUAUCACACCAUAUGAAACCGUCUGACCAGUAAAGGAGAGCUGCUACUGCUUUGGCCGAUAUGCACGCUAACAUUUCAAACCUGUGGGAAUGAGAAAAGAGGUGAUUUCCCAAAGCCUCCCACUUAGAGUGAACUCUUCCUCCACCAUCAGCAUACAGAGUCAGCACCCUGGCAUGACUCAUAACAAGUGAUACAACCCUGGGAGAAAUAAACAUGACAUCAUCACUGCCGCCAUCAUCACCCAGCUUUUCUGUACCAUCAUCAUCAUCUACCUACCACGACUUCCUGAGAUGAGCGAGCAAAGCCUGGUGGGGGGAUGAAGAUGCUGAAAUAGCUCACAUUGUACGCCCUAUUUUUAUGACUUAUUGGAAAGCUAUCCGAGGGCAGCAGUGAAGCAUGUGUGUGUGUUUUUCCCCCAAGGCGAGGGUGAAGAAGGUGUUAGCGAGAGAGACGAGAGCGAAGGGACCGGAGGGGAAACCACCUGCGGAGGAAAGGAGAGCAUCGGGGCCGGAGAAGAUGAAAGAGGGAGGUUUUGAAAACUUCCUUCAAAGCCCCACCGAAAAGGUAAAAAAGUAUCCCGGAAGACACAGAAAACCGCACACUUGCUGUAUCUAGAGGUAAAACAUCCGGUGUCAGAGGAGUUUCUGAGAAGGCACAUCUGACUCUUUUAUUUUUUCACUCCUCUCUUCGAGGGGUUUCUUUUGUUCUCACAACAGCUCCCAUACAGGAAGCCAGGGCGGGAGAUGAACAUGAAGUAG
Messenger RNA from Xyrichtys novacula (pearly razorfish), 1153 nucleotides. Lineage: Eukaryota; Metazoa; Chordata; Actinopteri; Labriformes; Labridae. The record is from the annotation of a GenBank genome assembly.